Molecule: messenger RNA, 400 nt
Organism: Ceraceosorus bombacis
Lineage: Eukaryota; Fungi; Basidiomycota; Exobasidiomycetes; Ceraceosorales; Ceraceosoraceae
Source: the annotation of a GenBank genome assembly
AUGGGAGGCAAGUUGCUGUAGUGAGUCAAGGGGUUUAUAGAGACGGAGUACGUGGGCUUGUUCUGCAGAGUAUCUUUUGGAGCGGGAGAGUGUGCGAGGAUGUACGGAUGAAAGUGUGCAACAGCUAUUGAUCAAGGAGCUCCAUUACGCGAUUAGCGAAUCAUGAAUGGGACGCAAAAGAUGGCGUAAACUUCGCUCGAUGCUUUAUGGACCUAACGCGCCAUGCGCUCUUUGCGUGGCCGCAAUGCUGCGCGUUUUGUGCAGUCCACAUUCCCGAGGGAAGGUUACCGUUGCUUCAGUACCUACGACGAGGAUGCACCGCGUACACCUCGUCUUGCCCACUGACCAGCGUUCAGCGUUGCGCGCCUUACGUGGUGCAGACAAGGAUGACGCCCUGUAA